AGUCAGUCAGCCGGGAUGCCACAGGAAGCGCAGUCACAGGGAGGAGGGGCUGCAGGGCGGGGAGCUGAGAGCCUGCCAUUGGUGAGUCCGCCCCAGUCAUUUGCCAGUGGGACUUGGAUGGAAUGUGAAACCAAAUCAUUUUCAAGUUAAAGAUAGACACAGUGCGCGCCCGGCUCGGAGGCUGCGCGGGGAGCGCCCAUCUCUCCCUGAAGGUGGGAGAGUUCUGGGAGGGUCUCCGUUGCAAGCAGCGGUUUGGUUCAAGUUUCCUUUUGAAGCGAAGGUGCUGAGAAUUCAUCUAUUGCUGGAUGUCCUGGAAUCAAAAGGAUUUAAGAGACCCCGCGGUCCCUGCCCCAGGGUAAAUAGGAUUUACCAUUCGCUGGAUGAAGUGCUUGGGGAGUCCUUAAAUGCCAUAGCCAAGUGCCGUUUCAAAGAACAAACAGAUGGUUUUGGAAAGUUCAUGCUGUUUCUUCACUGAAGUUUAGAAUGAUUGAAGAUAGUGGGAAAAGAGGAAAUACCAUGGCAGAAAGAAGACAGCUGUUUGCAGAGAUGAGAGCUCAAGAGCUGGAUCGAAUCCGACUCUCCACCUACAGAACAGCGUGCAAGCUCCGGUUUGUUCAGAAGAAAUGCAAUUUGCACCUGGUGGACAUUUGGAACGUCAUAGAAGCUCUGCGGGAAAAUGCGCUGAACAACCUGGACCCGAACACGGAACUCAACGUGGCUCGCCUGGAGGCUGUGCUCUCCACCAUUUUUUACCAGCUCAACAAGCGGAUGCCCACCACGCACCAGAUCCACGUGGAGCAGUCCAUCGGCCUCCUGCUCAACUUCCUGCUGGCGGCCUUUGACCCGGAAGGCCAUGGCAAAAUUUCAGUAUUUGCUGUCAAAAUGGCUUUGGCCACAUUGUGUGGAGGGAAGAUCAUGGACAAAUUAAGAUAUAUUUUCUCAAUGAUUUCUGACUCCAGUGGGGUGAUGGUUUAUGGACGCUAUGACCAGUUCCUGCGGGAAGUCCUCAAGCUGCCCACAGCCGUGUUUGAAGGGCCCUCAUUCGGUUACACGGAACAGUCAGCCAGGUCCUGCUUCUCUCAGCAGAAAAAGGUCACGUUAAAUGGUUUCUUGGACACGCUCAUGUCAGAUCCUCCCCCGCAGUGCCUGGUCUGGCUGCCCCUUCUGCAUCGACUGGCGAAUGUAGAGAAUGUCUUCCACCCGGUGGAGUGUUCCUUCUGCCACAGCGAGAGCAUGAUGGGAUUCCGCUACCGAUGCCAACAGUGUCACAAUUACCAGCUCUGCCAGGACUGCUUCUGGAGGGGCCAUGCUGGGGGUUCCCAUAGCAACCAGCACCAAAUGAAAGAGUACACGUCAUGGAAAUCACCAGCUAAGAAGCUAACGAACGCGUUAAGCAAGUCCCUGAGCUGUGCUUCCAGCCGUGAGCCUUUGCACCCCAUGUUCCCCGACCAGCCGGAGAAGCCGCUCAACUUGGCCCACAUCGUGCCACCCAGACCUGUAACCAGCAUGAAUGACACGCUGUUCUCCCACUCGGUCCCCUCCUCAGGAAGUCCUUUUAUCACCAGGAGGUUACCUAAGGGGCGAAGUGCAGCCCGCCCUGAGGCUGAGGAGCAUUCGCUUAUAAGGUUGUAUGUAAAUCAGCUUGGGCAGUGUGCACGCUCUCCUCCCAAGGACAGUGAAGUAGAGCAGAACAAACUGCUGGCUAGGGCUGCUCCGGCUUUUCUGAAGGGCAAAGGGAUACAGUACAGCCUGAAUGUGGCAGACAGGCUGGCUGAUGAACAUGUGCUCAUCGGGUUGUAUGUCAACAUGCUCCGGAGCAACCCCUCAUGUAUGCUGGAGAGCUCAAACCGGCUUGAUGAGGAACACAGGCUGAUUGCCAGGUACGCGGCAAGACUGGCGGCAGAGUCCACUUCGUCUCAGCCAGCGCAGCAGAGAGGCGCUCCUGACAUCUCCUUCACCAUCGACGCGAACAAGCAGCAGAGGCAGCUCAUCGCGGAGCUGGAGAACAAGAACCGAGAAAUCUUACAGGAGAUCCAGAGGCUGCGGCUGGAGCAUGAACAAGCCUCACAGCCCACCCCGGAGAAGGCGCAGCAAAACCCCACUCUGCUGGCCGAGCUGCGGCUCCUCAGACAGCGCAAGGACGAGCUGGAGCAGAGGAUGUCCGCGCUGCAGGAGAGCCGGCGGGAGCUAAUGGUCCAGUUGGAAGGUCUCAUGAAGCUACUCAAGGAAGAAGAACUGAAGCAGGGAACCCAGGGGGCAGGCUCUCCUCGCUCCUCCCCCAGCCACACCAUCAGCAGGCCCAUCCCCAUGCCCGUGCGGUCUGCGUCCACCUGCUCCACCCCGGCCCACACGCCUCAGGACUCUCUCACAGGGGUAGGGGGAGACGUGCAGGAGGCAUUUGCACAAAGUUCAAGAAGAAACCUAAGGAAUGACUUGCUAGUGGCCGCGGAUUCCAUCACUAACACCAUGUCCUCUCUGGUGAAAGAGCUGAACUCCGAGGUGGGGAGUGAAACGGAAAGUAAUGUGGAUUCUGAGUUUGCAAGGACUCAGUUUGAGGAUCUGGUUCCAUCGCCAACCUCGGAAAAGGCUUUCCUAGCGCAAAUCCACGCCCGGAAACCCGGGUACGUGCACGGUGGAGCUGCCCCAGGCACCAUGCGCAGUGAUGCGGUCACGGAAGAUGGGGAUCCCUAUGCGCGGCCCGAGGAGGAGAACUAUGAGAAUGACUCGGUCCGGCAGCUGGAGAACGAGCUCAAGAUGGAGGAAUACCUGAAACAGAAGCUGCAGGACGAGGCCUACCAGGUCAGCUUGCAAGGUUGAAUACAAUAUCCUUUUAUCACUCUCCUCUCAAGCAAACUAUAGUCAGACAGAUGAUGAGAGUAACAUGAGCGCUGGUGACGAAGGGGAGCGCUGCGCCCACCACCCACCCAGAGGAGAAGCAGCCUGGCAGCGACUGGGAGAGGAACCACCCCGCGCAGCAGCUCCCGGCACACCCGCCCCUAAAGAUGUGCUCUGCUGACUGUAGUGCAGCCAAUGUUUCGUUCUCUGAUGUGUAGUCCGUAGGUGUGUGUGUUAAGAAGGGAAAAAAAAGACUUCUGUUCAAAGCUAACUUAUCAGCUACAUCUUCUAUAACAUGGCUCAUCCCUGGUUAAAAACAAAAAACAAAAAACCACAGGCCGAAAACCCACGCUGCUGUUACUCACGAUGGCAGUAUUAACAAGCAUUUUCAAUAUCAUUUGCACAUGAUGUUGAACCUGUUCCGUUUACAAUGACAAUAUUAAUACUGUUUAUAGCUAGGAUUUGAUUUCUGAAUUCUUUGAGAUUUUAGCAAACCAGUUUAUUAUACGAUGUACAUUGUUUUCCACAGUAAUUGGGACAAAACAACCCCUUGCAAUUAUUCAUUGACCCUGAAGGACCUGGGUCCUGAGUGUGCAGGCGCGGAGGGCCGGGGCCUGCACUGUCUGCCAGGGCCCCCAAGUCCUGUGAGCAGCGACUGGAGCCAAACACACCGGGAUAACCCAGUCUGUGGGGCUGCUUUCCAACUGGAGGUUGUUUUUUUCUUUCAAGAUAUUCUAGCGAAUCAGCCAUAGAAUUUAGUGUAAAUACUUUUUCCAAAUAGAGAUCAUAUUCAAAAUAAGACAACGUGCAAAUUAUAUAGAAUCUAGUUUUUAAAAUCAGCACAGAUCUUCUUAAAACUGUGAACUAUGUUUUGAAAUACUCGUGACUAAAGCUGUCUAUAAACCACAGGUGCCAUACGACCCCCACCCGGACUGCAGUGGUCUCUGCUCUUCCAUGGCUUGUUCCUCUCGGUUUAGCUUUAGGGAGCAUGUCUCACCGCACCGCUCGCCCACAGGUACCCCCCCCCCCCGCCCCGUCAGGUCGUCCGGAGGCCUUCAGCUCUCACUGUACAGGCUUAAAGUGCGCUUGCAAAAACGUUCGCUCCUUUCAUUUCUGAAUGUGUAUUGCCUUCGCUGGCGCCCCAGUGUUCUGCAUGCAGCCUUCUGUGGUCACGUGAAAGGAAACGGGCUCUUCUCCGUGGCGUCGGGGUUUUGCACUCAGGGAAAAGCUGGUGUGCAAAAGAGCUGUGGAAGAAGGGAGAGUGAGAGACUGUCGGUGGUCCUUUAUGAGGACCCUUUUGGAGGAGCACUAACAACCUCCCUUAGGGAUUCUUGGGAAAUGGAAAAAAAAAUAACCCAUCGUUUUCAAGACUUGAUGCAAUUAAAAAUCCUGCAAUAUGUUAGAUCCAUCGUGCUUAAAUCGGCAGCUGCUCUGGAAUUCCUGCCCUCCUUUCAAAGAAAGAAGAGGACAUCAUUUUAGAGCAGUGGUUCUCAAAGUGUGUUCCCUGGGACCCGAGCGCAUCAGCAUCACCUGGGGAUUUAUUUAGAAAUGCAAAUUCUUGGGCCCGAACCCAGGCCCAUGGAAUCAGAAACUCUGGGCGCCAGGCCCCCAAUCUGUGUCUCAUGAAGCAGGCAGGCCAUGCUGAUGCACUAGAGGUUGAGAACCACUGCUGUAGGAUGACGUUGUAAAGUCUCUGCAAAGGCCUUACUCAGAAUAAACAAGGAAGGUUCUGUGUCAACCUUAAAGCUUCAGCAAUUUGCUUUGCUUCCCGAGCUGGCAGAAACCUCCUCCCGCCCCACACAGUCGGGGGUGAGGGGGGGUGCCCAGCUGAGAACGCACACCCUGACAUCUUCCUGCUCCCUCUCCAGAGAGCCCUGAGAUGUCCCCAUCCCUGCAUUUGGCCAGAAACCAUCUCCUUGGCUGCCCUUUAGAAUGACAUCACUUGCCUCGGGGAUAGUAAAGCUCUUGGUUGACGUUAGUAAGGAGCCCGUUCUAGAUAUCGAUGGGCUUAACCAGGCCUCCUUCCAGAGAACCAGGCUGGCACCAAAGUGGCACCACUGCACAGUUCUCAGAUUUCUUUGCACAGGUGGAUUUCAUUGCGGGUUUUGUCCAUGUCUCUUCAUGUUCAUCUCCUUUCCACUGCCCAUCUUCUGUGAAGCCGUACCUCUCUAGAUGGAGCAGAUGGUCCCUGCUGCCUCAUACUCAAUACUUAAAACCACUACAUCCCAGCUACCUGCAUUGCUGUCAGCUCUCAAUCAUAGCCAGGUAGCUCUUGAACUCAGAACUGUGACCCUGCAGGUGGCAGGCAGCCACCGACUGGACUGAGCUGGCAUCUGUUGUCCCUUUGUGGUUUCUACAUGAGAAUGUUUGUCUAGGGUUUGAACUGUCUUGCUGAUAAUCAUCCCCCUUGUCGUAGUUUUCAUUGCCAACUCCAUCACAUGGUUGUUGAUCCCAUCGUACAAAGCCAUUGCAAGGACUCUGGAAACUGCUGCCAAUGGCCAAUUCCUGACUAACCAGCCACCUUUUCUUUCUCUUAGCUCCACGUCAGCACUGAGACCAGACUCAAGCACCCCUGUCCUGUAACCGAGACAAAAUGGCGUGUGUUGUUUUGGUUUGUGGUGGUUUUUGGCGGGUUUCUCUCCUUGGUUCUCCAAAUUUACUUUUGGGGCCUGUUCUGAGA
Messenger RNA from Myotis daubentonii (Daubenton's bat), 5515 nucleotides. It is a transcript of the gene DTNA, whose product is annotated as dystrobrevin alpha. Gene Ontology annotation, molecular function: zinc ion binding. Gene Ontology annotation, cellular component: plasma membrane; synapse. Gene Ontology annotation, biological process: synaptic signaling. The record is from RefSeq and is a predicted model, not a curated record. Lineage: Eukaryota; Metazoa; Chordata; Mammalia; Chiroptera; Vespertilionidae.